AUGUACACCUUGUUCUUGUGCCUCAUUGUCAUAUGGUCCGGUCCAACCGUCCAAGCCAAGGCGCCACCACCACCGGUCCAGUGCAACCGAACUGGCUGCACCCUCUCCAACUCCUACGGAGCCUGGGGAUCAGACCGGAACGGCUGCCACGUCACCAAUGUCACAUACCCGGAAACCGAAGAGGAGCUCCGUCUAGCCGUGGCCUAUGCAAACCAACACCAGCUCAAGGUCAAAGUGGUGUCCAAAUUUUCACACACCAUACCAAAACUGGCAUGUCCCGGUUCAAAUUCGGAGGGCGCAAAUUUUCUCAUUAGUACCGAAAAUUACGACUCCGGGAUUGAGAUGGAUGGCGUGAAUUUGGUCGUGACGGCGGAGGCGGGGGUGACGCUGAGGCGGCUGAUCGAUGAAGUGGAAGGAGUGGGGCUGAGUUUGGUGGCUGCGCCCUAUUGGGAAGGUGUUAGUAUUGGGGGAGCUAUAAGUACGGGGGCACAUGGGAGUUCGUGGUGGGGAAAAGGUGGGGCCGUGCACGAUCAUGUUGUUGGGAUUAGUCUUGUUGUUCCGGCCAAAGCGUCUGAAGGGUAUGCCAAGAUUUUGCGGUUAGAAGCCAAAGAUCCACUGCUUAAUGCUGCCAAAGUUUCGUUAGGCUUGUUGGGUGUUAUCUCUAAGGUAAAGUUUUCUCUAGAGAGAGGGUUCAAAAGAAGCAUAACAUAUAACUUCACAGAAGAAGCUGGAUUUGAGGACACAUUCAUAGAGCACGCAAAGAGACAUGAAUUUGCAGAUAUAACAUGGUAUCCGUCAAGAAAUGUGGCCGUCUACAGAUAUGACGACAGAGUUCCUAUAAACGCCUCCGGCGACGGCACUUUCGAUUUCCUUGGUUUCCAACCCAAUUCCAUUCUCAUCUCCCAGACAAUUAGAGCUACAGAGAAAGCACUAGAAAGUUCCAGAAACUCAAAAGGAAAAUGCGCGCUAGCCGGCGCAGUCGUGGGGGUGAAGAAACUAGUCGCCAAUGGACUAAAGAACAACGGCCAAAUCUUCACAGGCUAUCCGGUGAUCGGUCGUCAGGGCAAAAUGCAAACCUCAGGCUCUUGUCUCUACUCAACCGCAAUCGACACAACAUGCGCGUGGGACCCAACAAUCAAAGGCCUCUUCUUCUUCGAAACGACGGCGAUCUUCGCCGCUUCGAGUUUCGCAGACUUCAUUCGCCACGUGAAGCGGCUGAGAGACCUGAACCCGGACAACUUUUGUGGGGUCGACAUGUACAACGGGUUCCUGAUACGUUUCAUUAGGGCUUCGCAGGCUUAUCUAGGUCAAGAUGAGGACUCGGUGGCCGUUGAUUUUAAUUACUUCCGAGCUGAUCAGCCGUUGACUCCGAGGGUUAACCAAGACGUGUGGGAAGAAGUUGAGCAAAUGGCUUUUUUCAAGUAUGGGGCUAGGCCACAUUGGGGUAAGAACAGGAAUUUGGCGUUUUUGGGGGUGCCUAAAAAGUAUAAAAAUUUUGGUAACUUUGUUGAAGUUAAGAGAGUUUUGGACCCUCAAAAUAUGUUCUCGAGUGAGUGGUCUGAUGAGGUGUUGUUUGGGAAGGAAUUGGGUGAAAAAGGUGAUGGGUGUGCUUUGGAGGGACAGUGUGUUUGUUCUGAGGAUAGACAUUGUAGUCCGGAGAAAGGGUAUUUCUGCAAACAAGGACUUGUUUAUAAGGAGGCUAGAGUUUGUAGGUAUUUGCAAUCCUCUGUAUCAUAAUAUAUAUGUAAAUAUAUGAUUGUGUGUGUGUAACGUUAAGAUUCUUUGGUCUAAUG
Molecule: messenger RNA, 1793 nt
Organism: Morus notabilis
Lineage: Eukaryota; Viridiplantae; Streptophyta; Magnoliopsida; Rosales; Moraceae
Product: L-gulonolactone oxidase 3
Exons: 3
Coding region: 1-1737 (578 amino acids)
Cellular component (GO): membrane
Molecular function (GO): FAD binding; D-arabinono-1,4-lactone oxidase activity
Source: RefSeq, a predicted model, not a curated record